UGCACAUUCACAUUGUUCUUUUAAUCAUGGCUGAUCUCCUGCUGCUAGUCGUUCUCAUGUAUUCUUUUCAUGAAAUCGAAGCUCAAGCCAGGGUUCCACCUAAACUGACUGUGAAUCCACCUGUGAUCACAGUGGCAGACUCAGUCACACUGAACUGUACCACAUCUGCUGCUGUGCCUCAGUGUGAUUUCUACAUUGCAAGCCAAAAACUGUCCAAAGGUUCCUCCUGUGUGCAGACACUGACAGGGAGUGAGCUGCUGAAGAAUGCGCAUAAGAGUUUACCUGCUGAGGUUGAAGUGAGAUGUUUUUACACUGUACAGGUUUAUACAGUUAGUCAUACAUCUCCUGACAGCCAGCCAUCCACAAUCACCAUAAACAAUCUUCAUCCACCUAAAUUGACUGUGAGCCUGCUGAUGAUCACAGUGGCAGACUCAGUCACACUGAACUGUACCACAUCUGCUGCUGGGCCUCAGUGUGAUUUCUACAUUGCAAGCCAAAAACUGUCCAAAGGUUCCUCCUGUGUGCAGACACUGACAGGGAGUGAGCUGCUGAAGAUCACACAUAAGAGUUUACCUGCUGAGGUUGAAGUGAGAUGUUCUUACACUGUACAGGUUUAUAGUGAUAAACAUACAUCUCCUGACAGCGAGCCAUCCACCAUCACCAUAAACAAUCUUCAUCCACCUAAACUGACUGUGAAUCCACCUCUGAUCACAGUGGCAGACUCAGUCACACUGAACUGUACCACAUCUGCUGCUGUGCCUCAGUGUGAUUUCUACAUUGUAAGCCAAAAACUGUCCAAAGGUUCCUCCUGUGUGCAGACACUGACAGGGAGUGAGCUGCUGAAGAUCACACAUAAGAGUUUACCUGCUGAGGUUGAAGUGAGAUGUUCUUACACUGUACAGGUUUAUAGUGAUAAACAUACAUCUCCUGACAGCCAGCCAUCCACCAUCAUCAUAAACAAUCUUCAUCCACCUAAACUGACUGUGAAUCCACCUGUGAUCACAGUGGCAGACUCAGUCACACUGAACUGUACCACAUCUGCUGCUGGGCCUCAGUGUGAUUUCUACAUUGCAAGCCAAAAACUGUCCGAAGGUUCCUCCUGUGUGCAGACACUGACAGGGAGUGAGCUGCUGAAGAAUGCACAGAAAUGUUUACCUGCUGAGGUUGAAGUGAGAUGUUCUUACACUGUACAGGUUUAUAGUGAUAAACAUACAUCUCCUGACAGCCAGCCAUCCAUCAUCACCAUAAACAAUCUUCGUCCACCUGAACUGACCGUGAAUCCACCUCUGAUCACAGAGACAGACUCAGUCACACUGAGCUGUCAGACACAUGCUGCUGUGCCUCAGUGUGAUUUCUACAUUGCAAGCCAAAAACUGUCCAAAGGUUCCUCCUGUGUGCAGACACUGACAGCGACUGAGCUGCUGAAGAUUGCACAGAAAUGUUUACCUGCUGAGGUUGAAGUGAGAUGUUCUUACACUGUACAGGUUUAUAGUGAUAAACAUACAUCUCCUGACAGCGAGCCAUCCACCAUCAUCAUAAACACUCAUCGGCCUGAACUGACAGUGAAUCCACAGAUGAUCACAGAGACAGACUCAGUCACAGUGAACUGUCAGACUCCAUCAUCUCUUUCUGUGACUCAGUGUUUUUUGCACUUUAUGAGAAGACAAAAAUCUACGUCCAUCUCCUGUCAGCAGACACUGACAGGAACUGAGCUCCUCUUUAUGGCACAGCAGAGUUCACCUGCUGAGGUGAAAGUGACAUGUUUUUACAUGUCACCAUAUAAAGGAGGACAAUACCAGUCUCCUCACAGCAACAUAUCCUCCAUCAGUAUACAAAUACCUUUUGCUCGUAAAAUUCUACCUGUAUUUGCAACUAGUUUUGGUGUAAUCGUGGGCGUCAUCUCACUGACAGUGGCUUUUGUCUGUGUGAAAAGAAGAAAUGGAGACUUUUCAAUCACAAGAAAAACUGACCAAGAAGGAUCGUUACCUCGAAAUGAUAAUGAAGCCUUCAAUAUGAUCAGUUUAGUUCCUGUUGAGGACCCACCAACAGAGUCCAGAUCUAUGUUACUCGCUGGGUCUGAUCAACCGAACAGAGAAGAGUCUCAAACUGAGAAUUCUUCUGUAUGCCAAAUGUACUCCACCAUCCCUGAGGAGCCAGGUGAAAGAUCUUUGAGGAAGGCGGAUGUGGCAUAUAGCACUCUACAGCUACACUGAAACAAAUUAAAAAGUACUGUAUUGGCAAAGAACAGAAGAUAAGACUAAAUGGCCAUUACACACUCAAGCAAUAUCCAUAAGGCAGGAAGGUAUUUUUCUUCCUUCUCUUUUUCUUUUUUUGUAGGAGUCUCACCUGGAUAACAUUUCUAUUUCAACUUUCAAGCUGUAUUAAACAUAAUAAUUUCCAAAACAUUAACAGAAUUAUUGAACCUGAUUUAACAUUUUGUAAGUGCUUACUUUCUGAUGUCAGUCCAGAUCUUUGUAUUACCAAUGCACUGAGUAUUAUUCAAGCAGCAUUUGUGUUUUAUACAAAAUAUGUUCUGUAGAACAUUAUGGAGGUUAUUACGUGCUGUAAUUAUCACUGUGCCUCACAAGAGCAGUGCCAGCAAAAAUGUUGGAGCUUCCUUUAAAUUCAGAUGUAGAUGUGGGUGUUACAUUCUGUAAUAUGUACUAUAUAUGGUUAAAAUACAUCAAAUGCAGUAAGAAUGCACAUGCUUCAUAUAAACAUACGUAUGUAACUUUCUUUUUGAUUUUAUGUACUGUACCGUAUAUCACAAAUAAGUAUGUAACCCAAUGAGAAUCAAAUCCAGAAAGAUACACAGCAUGAGGUGGAUCACACUCUUUUUUAUUAGUAAUAAUCAAAUUGUUACAAGAUUCAUUUACACAAGAUGUCAGAAAUCUUUACAAAAAAAUUUAACCAAUUUUUUUUUAUGAUUUAUUGGGUUAAUAACACUCAAAUUCAUUCCAUUUCCAGAGUGUAAUAAUCAGCCACCUGUGUUGAAAUCUGAAAUGCCCAUGAUGUUAAUUCAAAAUGAGCAAACGCCUCCGAUGCAUGUCCUUCAUGUUGUAUAGUGUAAAGAUUCAUGUGCUCUCUGUGCUGAGGUGGGGUUUUUUUUUUUUUCUGUUCUCAAACUGUUCUCCUGUAGGAGCUCAGUUUGGGUGGAGUUCUUUUUUCUCCUCGUCUUCCUUCAUGCAUUGCAUAUUCAUUGUUUCCAUCCUACAUCUCUCCGACCUGUCUUCCCAAUGCGAUGUAUGUGAAAUGUAUGUACAACUGGAAGUGGUCCAAUUUCACUGCAUAUCUACGUGACAAAUAAAGGGCUAUCUAUCGAUCUAUUAAUGUAAAAGCCAUUUUAUGUGUUUGAAUAAGAAGGAUCUUGACCAUUUCCAGUCAUUGCAGAAUGUUGCUGCUAAGCUUUUAACCAACACACAAAAGGGAAAGCAUAUUACUCUUUAAUCUUUUUACAUUAGCUACCUGUACAUUUUAGAAUUUAUUUAAAAGUUUUAGCCCUUACUUUAAGAUCCCUGUGUGGUCAAGCCCCAGCCUAUAUUUUUGACCUUCUACAACCCUACACCUCUUCU
Molecule: messenger RNA, 3572 nt
Organism: Oreochromis aureus
Lineage: Eukaryota; Metazoa; Chordata; Actinopteri; Cichliformes; Cichlidae
Exons: 13
Coding region: 27-2213 (728 amino acids)
Source: RefSeq, a predicted model, not a curated record